CUUCGCGACUCUCGUCCUCGACGACGAGGUGGACGCGAGGCGCGUCGUCGCGCGAGUCUUCUCCACGAGGAUGGAGCAGCUCGCCCAGUUCGUCUCCAAGAGUUUCAACAACGCGAGCCUGACCGCCAGCGACGGACACGUUUGCAGGAACGCUGAACGACCACCCUCCGCGAGAAUUACCCUCAGUGUCGCACAUUUGCUAGGAGAUCCUGCGGAGAACGAUUCCAAUGUCGGCGCGAGUACACGCGAAUCCGCUCAGGAAUCAAGCGUGGACGCGAGCAGCGUGGACGAGCCGCCGUCGCCGGAAGCACGUCUGCAACCGGAAGACCUCUCCGUCGCUACCAAGACCAAAGAGAUCAAAGACACCACCGACAGUCUGCCGCCUCUGAAAACACCAGAAUUGAAACUAUCAGUGAGGAAAUUAUUAGGAUGCAGUCCAUCGCCGCCUCCGAUAUCCAGAGACAGAUCGGCCAGUCCGGAAAACUGCGGGGAAUUAAAAAAUCAGAGCUCGAACGAGGUGAAAUCGUCGCCCGAACUGAAACUUCCAUCGCAAGCAUCGAGAUCCUUGGUACAGAAUCAGGAAGAAUCAUCGAAAGGUUCGAACUGUCGGAACAACGGAAACGGGAACGGCAAACAGAGAAGAUCCCGAACGAAUUUCACUUUGGAACAGUUGGCCGAACUGGAGAGGUUGUUCGACGAGACUCAUUAUCCCGACGCGUUCAUGAGAGAGGAAUUAAGCCAGAGACUCGGUCUGAGCGAGGCGAGGGUUCAGGUGUGGUUCCAGAACCGACGGGCAAAGUGUCGCAAGCACGAGAGUCAAUUGCACAAAGGGGUAGCAGGUGGAAUGGUGCUGGCACCGCGCAGCCCUCCGACCAGCUUGGAACCCUGUCGGGUGGCGCCGUACCUGCCAGCUCUGAGGCUUCACCCCCCGAUGCAGGGUGCCGGGGGUAACGUGACCGCAGCAGGUUCCGCCUUCGACCCAGCGGUUCUUCAUUACGCGGCCGCCGGAGGACUGUUCUGUCUUCCUCCACCUCCGCCGCCGCCGAGCUCCGCUCAUCCGCACCCUCAUCCCCUGAGCCUGGCGGCUUCCCUGGCCGCGGCCGCGGCUCGAUCAAAGAACAGCAGCAUCGCCGACCUCAGGCUGAAGGCGAGACGACACCAGGAAGCUCUGGGACUGGACAGGCCUGCGUAAGAACCACAGUGAAAUACAUUUUGUGCCGCGGACU
Molecule: messenger RNA, 1226 nt
Organism: Osmia bicornis bicornis
Lineage: Eukaryota; Metazoa; Arthropoda; Insecta; Hymenoptera; Megachilidae
Product: short stature homeobox protein 2-like
Exons: 4
Coding region: 71-1192 (373 amino acids)
Biological process (GO): regulation of transcription by RNA polymerase II
Cellular component (GO): nucleus
Molecular function (GO): DNA-binding transcription factor activity, RNA polymerase II-specific; sequence-specific double-stranded DNA binding
Source: RefSeq, a predicted model, not a curated record